CAGUUGGGUAGCCUUGAUCUUGAUAGUAUGACGUAAUGACUUGCAGGAGCGUAUACAUGCUUCCUCUGAGCUAGCUUAAAGUGGGGUUGUCAUUUUAGCAGGGGCCUCAGGAAAAGUGUAAUAGUGAAAAAACGGUGUGUGGUUACAGACUUUUGUGUGAGGUUUUGAAAGUUAGGUAGGCGACUCUAGGCCGAGAAGCUCAGAAAACUGUUUACUGCCUCCUGAAUAUGCAAAUUUCACUAUGAGUUCUGCUAGAAAAAGACGUAAUACAGGGGGAGACAAGUCAGAUGAGUCUGAGGAGGAUGAUAACUAUGUUCCAUAUGUACCCUUGAAACAGAGGAAAAAAACACAGCUUAAGCAAGCUGAAAAGCGACUGGGUCGUGUGGCAGCUUUGAAAGAGCAGGAGACAGGGUCCACGUCAGAGGGGACAUCGGAAGGAGGGCUGGAGGAAGAAGAUGAUGAGAUUAACCUUGGUCCUAAAUCUAACAUCAGUUUGUUAGAUCAGCAUAGUGACUUGAAACGUAAAGCUGAAGCUCGUAAAGAAACAGCAAGAGAGAAAAUACUGAAAGAAGAAGAAAAGAUUCUGGAAAGUGUUGCUGAAAAGAAAGCAUUGAAGGCAGUAUCAGAAUUGGCCAAAGGAAUUGAAUACACGGAUCCUAUCAAAACUGGGUGGCGUCCACCAAGGUACAUUCUAAAUAAACCUGAAGAGAAACAUGAAAAGAUACGCAAGAAAUAUCACAUUCUGGUGGAGGGGGAAAACAAACCAUCUCCAGUUGAAACCUUCAAGGAGAUGAAAUUUCCUAAAGCAAUUCUACAUGGUCUGAAGAAGAAAGGAAUACAACAUCCUACUCCUAUACAGAUACAAGGCAUUCCAACUGUUUUAUCUGGUCGAGACAUGAUAGGAAUAGCGUUUACAGGUUCAGGGAAAACAUUAGUGUUCACAUUGCCCAUUAUAAUGUUUGUUCUAGAGCAGGAGAAAAGAAUGCCGUUCAUCAGUAAUGAAGGACCAUAUGGUCUAAUUGUUUGUCCAUCGAGAGAGUUGGCUAAACAGACACAUGAGAUUAUCCGAGAGUAUUGUGACCACUUGGAGAGGGAUGGUUUUCCUCCGUUACGAACUGCCCUCUGUAUAGGAGGUAUAGCUGUCAAAGAACAGAUGUCAGUAAUUAGCAGGGGUGUACAUAUAAUGGUCGCUACUCCAGGUCGUCUAAUGGAUAUGUUAGCCAAGAAGAUGAUCACGUUAGAUAUCUGUAGAUACUUGUGUUUAGAUGAGGCUGACAGAAUGAUUGAUAUGGGAUUUGAGGAAGAUGUCCGAACGAUAUUCUCGUAUUUUAAGGGUCAGCGUCAGACACUUUUAUUUUCUGCCACUAUGCCGAAAAAGAUACAGAACUUUGCACGUAGUGCUCUUGUCAAGCCGAUUACGGUGAACGUCGGACGGGCAGGUGCAGCUAGUCUUGACGUUGUACAGGAAGUGGAAUAUGUUAAACAGGAAGCAAAGAUUGUGUAUAUCCUUGAAUGCCUGCAGAAAACAGCACCUCCAGUUUUGGUGUUUGCUGAGAAGAAGCAGGAUGUUGAUGCUAUCCAUGAGUAUCUCUUACUGAAGGGGGUGGAGGCUGUUGCCAUACAUGGUGGGAAAGAUCAGGAAGAGAGGACCCAGUCUAUAGAACAGUUCAGGAAAGGGGAGAAGGAUGUGCUGGUCGCCACAGAUGUUGCCUCAAAAGGUCUCGAUUUUCCAGAUAUCAAACAUGUCUUAAAUUAUGAUAUGCCUGACGAUAUUGAAAAUUAUGUGCAUAGGAUAGGUCGUACAGGCAGAUGUGGGAAAACUGGAGUGGCAACAACUUUUAUAAACAAGGGAGUUGAUGAGACUGUUCUGCUGGAUCUGAAACAUUUACUCAUUGAAGCCAAACAGAAAGUUCCUCCGUUCCUGCUGUCCAUGCAGCCGGAUAAUGAAAAAUAUCUUGACAUCGGUGGAGAAGCUGGUUGUAUGUAUUGUGGUGGUCUUGGUCAUCGUAUCGCUGACUGUCCCAAGUUAGAAGCUUUACAGAACAAACAGGUUGCUGGUAUCGGUCGCCGUGACUACCUAGCUGCCAGUAGUGCCGACUACUGAGAGUUUUCACUAUCAGUUGAUAACGGCUAUUUUGCUAUGUGUAUUUGUCAGUCAAUGAGAAAACAACAUCAGCUGCUGACAAACAGCCUCAGCUACCGACAAACAGCAUCAACUGCCUGGAAACAUAUUUUAUUUUAGUCUUGACAGUAGUGUGAUGCUGCGGGCAGCAUAUUGUGUUGAAUGAAUACUUGUUCAGUACCAGGAUGUUAAUUUGCAAUAAAAUAUUUGUUUACUUUAAAUGUUAUGCUUAUUGUGCACAGAUCAUAAUACAAGUAUGGGUACUUAAACAUUCAACAGAAUAGAGUAGUACGGUGACAGAGAUACGAAAAAUCCUUCAGCAGUGUUGUGACCAUAUGAAAUUUGUGAAACAGUCACCAAUCAGUGACUUUCCUGAAGCUACUGGUAAAUGAAUAGUAUAAAUGUAGAUACAUUUUCAAGAGAAAAAAUAUGACAGUUUCUUUGAUCAUGGUCAGUGCUAUGAUCAGAAUUUGUUACUGAAACGUGGCUUUGGAUUGGUUGAAAAAAAGGUAUGGGGAAACUCUUAAGAGUAAAUUUGUGUCAAAAUCAAUCCAUGCAAUAUUUUCUUUGAAAUUUGGAAUAUUUUACAAGUGUGUGGAUGAAUGCAUGACUUUCUUAUUGUCUCUUUAGAAUAGUAGAGUAGGUGUCAGUUGGCAUUUAACCUCUAUAUACUAUUCAACAAAGAGGGUAGGCGUGUUUGAUAAGAAAUUGUAAAAAAUGGAUUGGUUAAGCCUCUAUAUCUCAGAUGUGUCAGACAUGUUACUUAUUAGAAUCAUAUUUUAAUUGUCAUUUCUCAAUUUUGCGGUAUAUGACAGUCAUUUUCUUAUAAUGGAAGCUUAUUCAAAAAUCUACAGCAGUGCCUGACCCUAAGCACUUUAAAGCAAAGUAAUUUUAUUUUGCCUCUCUCCAGUUUUAUUCUGCAGUAUGAAAUGAUGACUAUAUUGAAAUUGCAUAUAAUGUACAUGUAAAGGCCAAAGGCCUGAAGCAUUUUGUAAAUAAACUUGAAAAGUUGAA
Messenger RNA from Mercenaria mercenaria, 3136 nucleotides. RefSeq names its product probable ATP-dependent RNA helicase DDX41. The coding region runs from base 242 to 2104 and encodes 620 amino acids. The record is from RefSeq and is a predicted model, not a curated record. Gene Ontology annotation, biological process: mRNA splicing, via spliceosome. Gene Ontology annotation, molecular function: RNA binding; RNA helicase activity; ATP binding. The transcript has 15 exons. Gene Ontology annotation, cellular component: spliceosomal complex. Lineage: Eukaryota; Metazoa; Mollusca; Bivalvia; Venerida; Veneridae.